AUGGGUCCUUUCAGCCGCCCCGCAGACGGAUGGCCCGUCGCCAUGACAACCAGCAUUGUGGGCCGUCUGAGCGGCCGGGUCCCGGCGCCCCCCGCCCCUCCCCCGGGCCCCGCCGUAUGGUGCGUGUGGCGCUGGCAGCUGCUGUCCAAAGAAGGCACCUCUUUGUCUCCAGGGGAUGAAAGGCACUCGGUUUUCAUCGCCCCCUUUCUCUCCGCCGACCCCGCGCCCCGCGCCCCGACCCCAGAAGGUGCCCCCCGGCCCCCGCCCGGAGCCGAGGGGAGCUCGCUUUGGGCAUCCCGGGAGCCUUUCCCAGCGCUGCUCCGGAGCCCCGGCCCGCGUCGCUCGCCCCUCAGAUCCAACAGCACCACCUUCCGUAGCCGAGAGCUCAUUACCGGCCCGGGCCGGGCUGCGCGGAUGCUCUGGGCGUCGAGCGGGAAGCCGGCUCUGCCUGUUUGUGGCAAUGAGGACUGGGACAAGCUCUUUGCCGCAUCUACUGCGAGAAGGAAGACCAUUCUCAGCAAUCAGACUGUCGACAUCCCAGAAAAUGUCGACAUUACCUUGAAGGGAUGGACAGUUAUCGUGAAGGGCCCCAGAGGCACCCUGCGGAGGGACUUCAAUCACAUCAAUGUAGACCUGAGUCUCCUUGGAAAGAAAAAGAAGAGGCUCCGUGUUGACAAAUGGCGGGGAAACAGAAAGGAACUGGCCACUGUUCGCACAAUCUGUAGUCACGUACAGAACAUGAUCAAGGGUGUUACACUGGGCUUCCAUUACAAGAUGAGGUCGGUGUAUGCCCACUUCCCCAUCAACGUUGUUAUUCAAGAGAAUGGUUCUCUUGUGGAAAUCCGAAAUUUUUUGGGUGAAAAAUACAUAUGCAGGGUUCGAAUGAAGCCAGGGUUUGCCUGUUCAGUAUCUCAAGCCCAGAAAGAUGAGUUGAUUCUUGAAGGAAAUGAUAUUGAACUUGUGUCAAAUUCAGCUGUUUUGGUUCAGCAAGCCACCACAGUUAAUAACAAGGAUAUCAGAAAAUUUUUGGAUGGUAUCUAUGUUUCUGAAAAAGGAACAGUUCAGCAGGCUGAUGAAUAA
Messenger RNA from Rangifer tarandus platyrhynchus (Svalbard reindeer), 1080 nucleotides. The record is from the annotation of a GenBank genome assembly. NCBI's taxonomy places the organism in Eukaryota, Metazoa, Chordata, Mammalia, Artiodactyla, Cervidae.